Molecule: messenger RNA, 939 nt
Organism: Prosopis cineraria
Lineage: Eukaryota; Viridiplantae; Streptophyta; Magnoliopsida; Fabales; Fabaceae
Exons: 1
Source: RefSeq, a predicted model, not a curated record
UAUAAUCUUAGUGACCGCAUGAAGAGACAAGAAGAAGAGUUGGCCGCUUUAAGACAAUAUAAGGAGAAUGACAACCGAGAGGGAAAUGGCCAACAAGAAGGAAGCCAUACCAAGGUAUUCAAUGCGAGCCAAUCUGCUGAUGAAGGCUUACCUCCUUAUUCUCACCAUGAGACUAGUCCGAAGAAUGUGAGUCUCCACUCUGAGCAACAGACAUCCACGAUCACAAAGAUCUGGAGUACUUUUCGUAAGUUUAAUCCUCCUACUUUCGAUGGAAAUCUUAAGCCGGCGGUGGUUGAAGAAUGGAUAGAUCAAUUGGAGAGUAUUUUUCGUAUGGUUGUGUGCACUUCUAAUCAAAAGGUGCAGCUGGCAAUAUUCUUACUACAGAAGAGUGCUAAGAAAUGGUGGGAAACAUCAGGACCGAAGGAUGAUUCCUCUCUUACUUGGGAAGAUUUUAAAGCCAUAUUGUUCGAGAAUUAUUUUCCUACUGCACUGAGAGCAGAAAAGGAGGCUGAGUUUCAUGCAUUUCGUCAGGGUGAUCUAGAUGAGGAUGAAUUUAUUGAACAAUUCUCAGAAUUAUCUAAAUACUCUACUUACCUCCAGAAACAUGAAGACACGGAGUGGAUGGCUGAACGAUUACUAGAGAAGGCGAGGCCUGAUCUAAGGGAACAGUUAGCCCCUUUUGAGAUCAAGACAUUCAGUGAGAUGUGCAAUAAGCUUCGAAUAGUUUCUCGGAGGAAGAGAGAGGCUAGAUUAGAAGCUGAUAGAGAGAGGAGGAAAGAACCUCAUGGGAAGCCCCCUAUCCACACCAGACCCAUUGGUGGAGUAGAGAAGAGGAGCAGUCAAAUCUUUGGAGGCUUUAGAAAUCAGAAGAAGAAGGGCUACUAUCAUAAGGGCCAGAGCUACAGAGGGAAUCAGAGUGGAAGUCAAGGGUCCUAUAGG